AUGGCAGAUUACAAGUGGGAAGUGGGCACCAUUUUUAGUGGGAAGGAAGACUUUAAGGAUGCUAUUAGAAGGUAUGUUGUUCAUGCUGGGAGGGAUCUAAAAUUUGUCAAGAAUGAUAACCGUAGGGUAAGGGUGAGGUGCAUGGGUGCCCAAGGUUAUUACAAGGGGGAGUUGCUCACUGCUGUUGGUAGGGACCCAAACGAUCAAAUGCUACCCCUUGCCUAUGCAGUAGUAGAAGUGGAGAACAAAGACAGCUGGACAUGGUUUUUGCAAUUAUUAAUUCAAGACCUCGGGGGUAGUCAAGUAUGUGGGGUUGGUCCCAACUAUCUAGGAGCUUCUGCCUGGGGCAGAACAAAGAUUCUGUCUCAGGCACCUGCUUGGGAGAGAGAGAUGCUGAAAAUUAAAGAAGUCAAUAUUGAAGCAUAUAAAUACCUCAUAGGCAUUCCCCCGAGGUUUUGGUUAAGAUCUCGCUUCACAGGUCAAGCAAUGACUGAUACACUAGAUAACAACAUCAGUGAAGCUUUCAACAAUGUUCUUAUUCAUGCAAGAGGAAAACCAAUUAUCACCAUGAUGGAGGAUAUCAGAGUUUAUCUCAUGAAAAGGUGGGCCACCAAUAGAACCAAGGUGGCAUCUAUGGACUUCACAAUAUGCCCAAAGAUAAAGAAGAGACUUCAGAAGGAAUGUAAUCUGUCAAGAUUUUGGGUGCCAAGGCAUACUUCAUCAGUUGGGAACAAGUUCACACUGGACCUGGACACAAAGAAGUGUAGCUGCAGAAAGUGGAUGAUCAGUGCCAUCCCAUGUUGUCAUGCAAUUGCAACAAUGAACUACUCCAACGUUGAUCCAGAGAAUUUUAUCCCCACUUUGUUCACAAGAUCCACCUAUGAAGAGGUGUAUGCGUCCAUAAUUUUUCCACUCAAUGGCCACCUACUAUGGGAAACCACAAAUUUCAAUGAUGUACUACCACCAGUGAUGAGGAAGAUGCCUGGGAGGCCAAAGAAAAAAGGAGGUUGGAAGCAUGGGAGCUAA
Vigna angularis (adzuki bean) is the source of this 1026-nucleotide messenger RNA. RefSeq lists its product as uncharacterized. Gene Ontology annotation, molecular function: zinc ion binding. NCBI's taxonomy places the organism in Eukaryota, Viridiplantae, Streptophyta, Magnoliopsida, Fabales, Fabaceae. Bases 1 to 1026 code for a protein of 341 amino acids. The record is from RefSeq and is a predicted model, not a curated record. The transcript has 6 exons.